This is a messenger RNA of Entrophospora sp. SA101, 318 nucleotides long. The record is from the annotation of a GenBank genome assembly. NCBI's taxonomy places the organism in Eukaryota, Fungi, Glomeromycota, Glomeromycetes, Entrophosporales, Entrophosporaceae.
AUGAAUAGCAAUAGUGAUGAUAGUAUUAUUAACAAUAAUGGAAUCAAUCAAGAAGCAGCGAGAAAUUAUAAUCCACAAAACCCAACACAAUUAUAUCAAGAUCUAAACUCAGUUUCCAAUCUUUAUCCCAACAGUCCAAAUCCAACUCCCAAUUUUUAUCCCAAUAAUCCAAACCCACCUCCUGCAUCAUUGUAUCAAAAUCGUCAAUUAAAUACUUCAGAUAGACAACUUUUACCACCUAAAAGACAUAAUACUUUAUCAUCAACAUCUCAUAAUCAAAAUUCUUAUUUGUCAAUUAAUUCUUCCAGAAUACAGCAA